UCUCAAGAAAGAGAAAAAGUAUUUCAUUUCAUCAACUAUGGAACAACCAAAAGCACACGUAGCUGUUGCUCCAUCUAAACACACUUUUCAAACUCAAACUCCUACAUCUAAGAAGAGACCAUUCGACUCUCUUUCCAAUUCCAAUUCCAAUUCCAAUUACUUCAAGAUUCGUGCCCUAAUUCGUGACCUUCGCCCUCUUUUUAUCCAGGUUCUCCAAACUCCCGACUACAAAAACUGCAAGGCGUCACAUGAAAUUCGAGACAAGCUGAAAACCGUGCUGAAGGUAUACAAUGAUAUGAAAGUGGAGGCAGUUUCAGCAGGGAAGCAGCAACCUCAACGUGUCAAGUUAUCGGAGCAAACUCACGUAGAGAAAACAUUUGCACGGCCAUCUGUGGCUGAAGACAGUCAGACAUCAAGCACAUACGUUAUUGGAGGAUCAGCUUUUGGCUGGAAUUUCAUCACUUUUCCAGUUGCCAAUUCCGUCUAUUAUGGUAGGUCGAAGGAACAAUUUCGAUCAGAUAAAAUGACCCGGUAAUUCUUUGGUGCCAUGGCGCAAUAAAGGAUUUACUACCUCCGCAACCUGUCUGUCCAUUGGAACACCUAUUCAUUCAACCAGAAGUAUUGUGUAUCAGCUACCUUAAACUUAUCUUUUUUUUGGAGGUCCUUUUGGCAGUGUCUUUUAUAUUUUUACUAUUAGUUGCACUUCAUCUUGAAAGCAAAUCAUAUGAUUUUUUUUUUCUUCCAAAUUUACCGAAAGUUUUUUCUUGUAUCCUAUGCAAAUUAUGAUGCUCUUUUACAGUGGAUUCCUAUUAUUUCAUAGGAUUAAUUGCAAUUUUGCUACCUUUAUUUUUUUUUAA
Messenger RNA from Lathyrus oleraceus (garden pea), 857 nucleotides. RefSeq lists its product as uncharacterized. Lineage: Eukaryota; Viridiplantae; Streptophyta; Magnoliopsida; Fabales; Fabaceae. The coding region runs from base 38 to 535 and encodes 165 amino acids. The record is from RefSeq and is a predicted model, not a curated record. The transcript is spliced from 3 exons.